Australozyma saopauloensis is the source of this 1041-nucleotide messenger RNA. Its product is annotated as D-mandelate dehydrogenase-like dehydrogenase. The transcript has a single exon. The record is from RefSeq and is a predicted model, not a curated record. Bases 1 to 1041 code for a protein of 346 amino acids. Lineage: Eukaryota; Fungi; Ascomycota; Pichiomycetes; Serinales; Metschnikowiaceae. Gene Ontology annotation, molecular function: oxidoreductase activity, acting on the CH-OH group of donors, NAD or NADP as acceptor; NAD binding.
AUGACUGUUAUCAGACCAAAGGUUCUUAGACUCGGCCCCUGGAAGUUCAGCGAGAAGAGAUGGAGCGAGUUGGCCACCAUUGCCGAUGUUGUUGACUGUGAGUCUGCCAACAGAGAGGAGUUCCUCAAGGACUUGAAGGGGAAGUACAGCGAUAUCACCUCGAUUGUGCGUACCUUCUGUUCCAUCGGCGUCACCGGCCGUUUUGACGCCGAGUUGGCGUCGCACUUGCCUAAAUCUCUCUUGAGUGUGUGCCACAACGGUGCCGGCUACGACCAGAUCGAUGUUCAGCCUCUUACCGACCGUAACAUCCAGGUCUCCAACAUCACCACUCCUGUGGAGGCUCCUACCGCCUUGACUGCAGUCUACUUGACUCUUGCUGCCAUGAGAAACUUCCAGUGGGGCCACGACUUGUUGGUCGAGGGCAAGUGGGAGAACGGUGGAAAGUGCGCUGGCGUACCUAUCGGAUACGACCCAGAGGGAAAGACCCUUGGUAUCUUGGGUAUGGGUGGUAUUGGCCGUGCUAUUCGUGACCGCUUGCAGCCUUUUGGAUUCGGCAAGACCGUCUACUACAACAGAAGCAGAUUGUCUGCUGACUUGGAGGGCGACGCCGAAUAUGUGUCCUACGACGACUUGAUUGCAACAAGUGACGUGAUUAUGGUCAGUGUUCCAUUGAACCCAAAGACCCACCACUUGUUGAACGCCGAGACCAUCGCAAAGAUGAAGGAUGGUGUUGUCAUCAUCAACACCGCCCGUGGUGCUGUCAUCGACGAGGCUGCUCUUACCAAGGCAUUGCAAGCCGGCAAGAUCGGUGCAUUUGGCUCUGAUGUGUUUGAGUUCGAGCCAAAGGUGUCGCCUGAAUUGUCCAGUUUGCCAAACGUGGUUUCCUUGCCUCACAUGGGAACUUUCACCGUUCAGGCUAUGGAGAACAUGGAGAUCUUUGUCAUUGACAACGUUGAACAACUUUUGAGAACCGGCAAGGUGAACACAAUUGUUCCCGAACAGUCCGGAAAAGACUUUGGCCACCCAGCCUUGCUCGCAUAA